CCUAAAUAAUUUUUUUUAGCCUCUGACCCUGCGGAUGUUGCUUUUGCAUCUGGGACCAAUUCAGCAGAAAAGGGCAAUAUUGGAACAAUUUUAUUUUUUAGCAAUGGUAUAUGCAGUGUGAUUCUGGACGUUUCAUUUAAAAGAAUGCUCAAGACACCUGGAACCAUAUUGCCAUGCUCGUUAGAGUUAUGGAGCGAUGAGCUUCAUGGAAAGAAUGGCUUCAUACAGUACCGCUCCAGACUGUUGGAUCUCAUAAAAUAUAUUGCUUAUCGAAGACCAAUCCUUGCCGCCAGCAGAGUUGCACAGAGAAUUAAUAGCGUCACUGGAGAUGCAAUCACUGUAUCAAACCCCCCCAAGGAUUUGGCUGCAUUUGAAAGUGCACAGCUAGUGCUUAACAGUUAACACGGUUGUCAAUGCUAUUUUUGAUGAUUCGGUUGAGAAUGGAGAGAUCAUUCUGGACACACCAUUUUCAUUGCACAGGAUACAUGACAUAUUUGGAGGUCUACUUACUCAGCUUCUGUCUUUGAAGUGGACGGAACCAAGACUGGCCGUUAUCCUUGGACACUACUUGAGUGCGUUUUGCCCUUACCUGAGGCGUCAUCCACCUGUAGUUCCCUCAGUUGUGAAUAAACUUUUUGAACUAUUGUCAUCAAUCACUGCCAGCUGUCAUGAUCUUUCAACAGCCCAGAGUGCCCAAUCGCAAAUAUGCUCAUGUAUCAUUCACGUAUGCAAAGCUGUUAAUAGCACUGCUCUUCCUUCAGAUAUGAAGCUGUGUUGUCAAUUUGUGAUUUUGUUCAAUGGGAGUUGGAGCUGCUCUACAUCCAAGCAUUCCCAUAUGAAUCUAAGGAUUUCUUCUCUCCUUACAUCACGGAAGAAGAUGUACUAGCCUUUUAUUCCAUCAAACAGAACAAAGGGGGAGAUGGGAGUCAAGACAGACACACUACUGACCUCUCUGCAUCCUCCAAUACAAUGUCAUCUCGUCAAAUACAUGUUCAAACUGCAAGGCUGGGACCUUGGGCUCAGAAAGAUGAAAAUGCAGGCUUAUCAGUUGCUCUUCCCUAUCUAGAAUAUCCACUCAUUAUACCACCUUCUCCUGAUUCUUGUUUUAAACCUUCAUGUCUCAAAGCUGAUCCAUCCACUAGCUUAUCUGUGAAGCAAGUGGUAAAUGACACUGAUAAACCAGGAUUGGAGGCCCUGGCUGUUAACAAUCUUGAUGAUCAAGAGUAUGAUCCUGUUCAGGGUAAUGCUACUAGUGAUUUGGAAAGACCCACCGAGUCUUUUGGGUCAAAAUGUCUGGGUAAGUUUCAAGUAAUGCCAGGCUAUCAAGGAAAGGCCAAGCUACUUCUUUGGGAGCACAAUCUCCUGUCUGAAGCAUUCAUCAGUGUGAUGGCCUGCCCAGGGAUUGAAUGUAAGAAGCAGUUGCUUAUGUCUCUGUUGAACCCUUUGAACAAAAUUUGGACCCAGUCAGAGUGGGAUGAAGAAUACAUGAGUUACACAUAUCGUCUGUCUGGUCUUCUUUGCGAUGAUCAAUUUAUGAAGACAGUACAUUUGUUGGUAAAGUCAUUUGAGGAGAUCAAAGGAAGCAAAAUUGAACAUUCUACAGGAACACAGGAAAAAUGCUCUCCAACAUCAAUUGCUAAUUACCAGCACUCAUCUACCUUUCUACAGCUAAUGCUUACCCUGCUCUUACGGAUCCUUCAUUUCAUACACAUGGCUUGGACGGAUCAGUCUGCGUAUGAUCUGCCAGAAAUUAUUAGAAGAGCUAAACUCAUGAGUACCAUGGAGAUAUUCACUUUUCUACCGGAGACUAAUAGUUUACCUGACAAUGAUGGAGUUGAUGCUAUUAGGGUGGAUGCUAUCGGAACACGCUUACGUGAAAUUCGAGAGACUGGGUACAAUGUCAUAGGCUUGUGCGCGAACGUUGGAAGAUCAUUUUUUGAAUUGGACAGCUCUCUUUUCAUCCAUGCUCUUGUGGCGGAUAUAAGCUUCAUGGAAUUUGAUCAUUUGGGGAAAUUCAUAGAGCUCACCUUCAUUCCAUUAGUCAGAUGUUGCCCUCGAGAAUGUUGGGACAAAUGGGUGCUGUUGUUGUUGGAAUCUUUAUUUUUCUACUGUGAGCGAAAUUUUCGUUAUGCGUGGCUCAGUCUUAUACACGAGGGCCGAGCUAAAGUACCAGAUUUCUUUGGCGAUCUAUACGGACCGGAAGACAAACUCAAGAAAUUAGAAGUGGAGCUGGUGCUUAAAUUCACUCGUUCUGUAUCUUUAUUGCUCAGGGUCUUAGCAUCAAAAGAACUUAAUAGCGGCCUUCCGGAUUUGAAUUGUCCAAAGUCUGACUUGAAAUCCAUAUCUUCCAGCUCUCUUAUGGGGUAUCUUUUACUUCACAAUUGCUUUGGGAGGUUUAGUAUGUACUUGUUUGGGUGUUUGGUGGAUCAUCAAGCAACUAUGGAAGCACUACCCUUUUUUCAUGCAUUGAUCCGCCUUGCUGUUGCUACUGAUGAUGAGAGACUGAAACAGUUUAUUCUUAAUGAAAUGCUUCCAACCAUUGUCCGUUUUAGUGAUAGGAGUCCUCAAAGUGGAAUCUCACGGUUAAGAUCGGAGUUAAGUUCAAGCAAUGAAGUGAGUUCUAUGGAUGAUGUUGUUUGCCUUGGUCAAGAAAUAUACAAAGUUUACUUACACAAUCAGGUUACUAUGACGAAUGGCGAAAUGUAGACA
Molecule: messenger RNA, 2709 nt
Organism: Triticum aestivum (bread wheat)
Lineage: Eukaryota; Viridiplantae; Streptophyta; Magnoliopsida; Poales; Poaceae
Product: protein HASTY 1-like
Exons: 15
Coding region: 970-2706 (578 amino acids)
Biological process (GO): protein export from nucleus; ribosomal small subunit export from nucleus; ribosomal large subunit export from nucleus
Cellular component (GO): cytoplasm; nucleus
Molecular function (GO): nuclear export signal receptor activity
Source: RefSeq, a predicted model, not a curated record